AUGAGCAGCGAAGCCUCCUCGGACAUCGAGAAGAGAUUCUCUGGAAUCGAACCAGCAUCCAAACAACCAGCAUCCAGACCGUCGAAAUGGACAUGGAAAAGGAUCUGGUGUAUCACAGGGCUGGCGAUCUUAGGGGCCGGAAUCCUGGCGAUCAUCAUCACCUUGCCGAUAGUCUUGCGGCAUCGCGGCGGAUCAUCGUCUAAUGAUGCAAUCCCGGAUCGACCUAAUGAUCCAACCCACCCACGGUUGGCUGUCGACAACUUUCCAGACCCAGGCCUUCUGGAACACAACGGCACUUGGUAUGCGUUUGGGACAAGUCCAGUCUCGAACGUGAACUCCACCACAUACGCGCACAUCCCGAUUGCGACGUCACAGGACUUUGUACAUUGGAAUCUGACCGGUUUGGAUGCAUUGCCCAUUGUUGGGGCAUGGGAAGCCGAGGAGAACCAUCUUGCUCCUGAUGUUAUCCAGAGGGACGACGGGAGGUUUGUUCUUUACUAUGGCGGGGAGGUGAAGAACUGGACAGCCCACCACUGCGUUGGAGCUGCAGUCUCCAAUGGCACCAGUCCUCUGGGCCCAUACCAUCCUGAGGACAAGCCUCUAGCCUGUCCCAAAAACAACGGUGGUGCUAUUGACCCGUCCCCCUUCCGGGACGUUGACGGUACACUCUAUGUCACCUAUAAGGUAGACGAGAACAGCAUCGGACAUGGAGGGAACUGUGACAAUAGCGUCAAACCAAUACUUCCAGUUCCAAUUAUGCUCCAGCAAUUAGAGAGUGACGGUGUCACACCAGUCGGUGACCCUGUCGAGAUCCUCAGCAGGGACAGCAGCGAUGGUCCUCUUGUUGAGGCGCCGGCCAUUGUCCGGACAGAACAGGGCAUGUAUUACCUGUUCUUUUCCUCCAAUUGCUACAACAACCCAGCCUACAACGUCAAAUUCGCCUGGUCGCAGUCGCUCAAGGGUCCUUACACAAGGGCUUCACGGCCGUUGCUGCAGACCGAUGACUAUGGCCUUAGAUCUCCAGGAGGGGCGGAUGUCUCCAGCGACGGAAAGAAGAUGGUCUUUCAUGCAUACUGUAGUGCGACUGACAGAUGCAUGUAUGCGGCUGCCAUCGAUAUCAGAUCGAACGAAACGAUCGCAUUCACCGCAGUUUAA
Paecilomyces variotii is the source of this 1155-nucleotide messenger RNA. Its product is annotated as glycosyl hydrolase. Bases 1 to 1155 code for a protein of 384 amino acids. Gene Ontology annotation, biological process: carbohydrate metabolic process. The record is from RefSeq and is a predicted model, not a curated record. Gene Ontology annotation, molecular function: hydrolase activity, hydrolyzing O-glycosyl compounds. NCBI's taxonomy places the organism in Eukaryota, Fungi, Ascomycota, Eurotiomycetes, Eurotiales, Thermoascaceae. The transcript is spliced from 2 exons.